This is a messenger RNA of Clunio marinus, 459 nucleotides long. NCBI's taxonomy places the organism in Eukaryota, Metazoa, Arthropoda, Insecta, Diptera, Chironomidae. The record is from the annotation of a GenBank genome assembly.
AUGAAAACAACAUCAGAAUUUAUUGAAAUCACGUGGAGCAAUAAAAAUAAUAUGAUGUUGAGAAUGAAACGGCUUAGAGUUGUUCCUUUUACUCACAUUUCUCCUUGGAAGAUCCUUCUCCUUACUGUUUAUGUGAAACUUGAAGAAAAAAACGAAGCCAUUGAAAGAAAGCUUUACUUUGAAUCAUGUGAAUGUAAUGUCACGAUUGCUAUCUACAAAUUAUUAAUUAAUGACCAAUUAUUUCUACUUUUUUCUGAACAAUACAUUCAUGAAUAUAAAAGAACGAACUUCUCAUGUCAUACAUUUCAACCGUUUCGACAAAAGAGCAUGAUGAUUCAGAAGAAGAUUUUAAGCAAAAAGCAAGUUGCAGAAAAAUGUUCUCGUUUUGUGACACCCUUUGAUGUUACUUUGUCAAGACUUUGCAGCAUGAGAAAGAUGGUGGUAUUGGAACUUACUUGA